Messenger RNA from Hydatigera taeniaeformis, 1464 nucleotides. The record is from the annotation of a GenBank genome assembly. NCBI's taxonomy places the organism in Eukaryota, Metazoa, Platyhelminthes, Cestoda, Cyclophyllidea, Taeniidae.
AUGAACACACAUUGUAUUCACUUAAGGUUGUUAGUUGUAUUUUAUAAUACCUCUGAAGCCAUAAGCAACAGAGAAGGCUCCGGAAGAAGCUACAACGUCAGUGUAUUCGUCGCAAAUAUGCUCAGUUACGGGAGUCUGGUGAACAAUCAGGUAUGUGUUUACAUUUGUUCCCAUAAACAUGUAUUCUUCCAAAAAAAAUUGUCCUUUCUUUUCCAAGAGAUUACUGAAGAGGAGGAGGCUCGAAUUCGUGCAGAAGAGGAAUUAGAAAAGCAGAGGCAUGAUGAAGAGGAACAAAAGUGGCUAGAGCGGGAAAGAAUUGCGCAAGAACUCUUUAUGCAAAAGAAGGCGCUUGAGGAAUCCAAGAGACAAAGUAAAUCUUUGGAAGAGAUAGUAGAAACUCCGAAGGAAGGAACAGAAGAGGAACCACAGCUAAGUGAGGAUAUCCAGAGCAAUCUCCUGCAGCGUCUUCGAGACGGGGUAGAAGAGAUUUCCGAGAAUCUACCCCCUUAUCAUCGCCCUGAGCCACCCCUUGAUAAUCACUUCGCUCCUCCUUAUGAGCACACCUUAAAGAACACGGAACUUUGUGGUUUCUUUUGGAAGACUGGAGCUUGUAUCUACGGUGACAGAUGCUCCCGUUUCCACCCAACUCCCCCGAUAGAAUCAGCUGACCUUAAAGUUCUUCAGUCAUCUUUCUAUCCUCCUUGCCUUGUUUUAAUUUUGGAGAACAUGUUUGACAACUUCUCUCUCCGUUAUGAUCCUCUAGAAGUGGAUGAAUCUCAACUUCAAGCUGAAUACGAAGAUUUUUAUGAUGACGUGCGUCCGGAGCUAGAAUCUACAUGUGGUGGGAUCACCGCUCUCCGUUGCUGUCGUAAUGCUGCUGACCACCUUAGGGGUAACGUCUAUGUUCAACUUACGGGUGACACUGCUAUGGCGAUUGCGGCUGCGACGCGUCUCAAUGGCCGGUGGUACGCUGGAAGACAAAUCAUAACACGAUUAGCAUAUCUGGGAGGCGGUUGGAAGGCUGCGGUUUGCGGCCUGUACUUGCGUGAUUUAUGUCCUAAGGGCGACAGGAGGUGCAACUUUUUGCACCUCUUUCUUAAUCCGCACGAAUCUUCGGGGGAUCUACUGGCGGCCUUGAAUCGUGGAAUUGCUGAGUUGCCGUCACGAAAGAAGGAAACUAAAAGGUUUGUAGCCUACAUGCUAGUGGGUUGUGUGACUUCUGAGUCUGUUAGUCAAAUUGCUUUUGUCAUUCCUCCUUUCCCGCACUAUAGAUCCUCACGCGGGAGAAGUCGGGAUAAGGAUAAGAGUUUGGUUAAUCGUCGACGAAAAAGGCGGCGAUCUUCCUCACCUCAUAGUGGUUCGAGAAAGAGGCAUCGACGUCGACAUAAGGAACGUCAUCAUCGCCGAAAAAGGGACAAGCAUGUGUCAAGAUCUCGAGAAAGACCAUCAUCUACCUCAUCCUAG